UUUCCAAAAACAGAAUGUGAAUGUAAAACAAACGCAAAACAAUUUGAGGAUAGAUGGAAUUUUCCAAAUGUAUUAGGAGCAGUUGAUGGUAAACAUAUCAAAGUUGUCCCUCCGCCUGAUAGUGGUUCUUACUUUUAUAACUAUAAAGAAUACAAUAAUAUGGUUUUAAUGGCUAUAGCCAAUGCAAAUUAUGAAUUUGUAAUGGUUGAUUUUGGAAUUAAUGAUCGUAAUUCUGCAUAA
Molecule: messenger RNA, 240 nt
Organism: Helobdella robusta
Lineage: Eukaryota; Metazoa; Annelida; Clitellata; Rhynchobdellida; Glossiphoniidae
Exons: 1
Source: RefSeq, a predicted model, not a curated record